AAUUGUCGCGUUUUAAACCGACCUGCCGAGGUUGGAGGGGUUGGUUUGUAAGUAAAUUGACGCCCACAACGGGUCACGCAUGCGUCGGCAGAGUUCUUUUCACGUGGGUGACAUUGUGUAAGUCUGUUUCAAUCAGUGGCAAAUACACAUUCGCGGGUAGGACAGCGACGGGAAGUUGGAACGGUUGGUAGUGAUGGCAGCAAAAGCUUUUAAAAGCUUUCUACCAUUAUUUGAUCGUGUUCUUGUUGAGCGGCUUGCUCAAGAAACAGUCACCAAAGGAGGAAUUAUGCUUCCAGAUAAAUCUCAAGGCAAAGUGCUGCAAGCAACAGUGGUAGCUGUUGGGGAGGGAUCUAAAGGAAAGAGUGGAGAGAUUGAGCCAGUUUGUGUAACUGUUGGUGAAAAAGUCCUACUUCCGGAAUAUGGAGGCACCAAAGUGGUAUUGGAUGAGAAGGAAUACUUCUUAUUCAGGUCCGGUGACAUUUUAGGAAAAUACUUGCACUAAAGUCUCAUUCUGGCAUUGUCAUUCCUGGAAACAUGAAGCUCUAGUUCCACUAUGACAUUGUUUCUUUUCAAUACAUUUUUUAAUUAUUUUUUUUCUAUUACUUGUGCUAUUGUGAUUGCUCUAUAUUAUAAAUAAAUGUGUUGAUUGA
Molecule: messenger RNA, 650 nt
Organism: Pseudophryne corroboree (corroboree frog)
Lineage: Eukaryota; Metazoa; Chordata; Amphibia; Anura; Myobatrachidae
Gene: HSPE1
Product: heat shock protein family E (Hsp10) member 1
Exons: 4
Coding region: 194-502 (102 amino acids)
Cellular component (GO): mitochondrial matrix
Molecular function (GO): protein folding chaperone; metal ion binding; protein-folding chaperone binding
Source: RefSeq, a predicted model, not a curated record